AUGGUUGCAUGUUAUAGACCUUCCAGCAAUGAAACUAUUGCCUGUGAUACCAGUACAGCUGCGUAUUUUGUUGUAGGAGUUAUUUUGCCUUUGUUGAUUUGUGUCACUGUGAUUCUUAUAUCUGUUUAUGUUCGACACAAAAACAAUCGAUUAAGACGAGAACAACAACAGAUGAAUAUAGGAACAGUUCUAGCAAUUAAUAACAUGAUGGAUGAACGAAUAGAAUCAGAUAGUUAUCCAUAUCCACCUAAUUACACAGCAACAACUGAUACUUUCUAUGAUAAACCACCAACUUAUGAACAGAGUCUACAUCGACUGCAAGAGAUUCACAAUGCAACAGAAGACGGAGCAGCAAUCCUACCAGAUAGAUCAAUAUCAUCAUCAACAACAGAAUUGUUUCGAACGUCACAAAAUUUUAUUUAG
Molecule: messenger RNA, 423 nt
Organism: Rotaria socialis
Lineage: Eukaryota; Metazoa; Rotifera; Eurotatoria; Philodinida; Philodinidae
Source: the annotation of a GenBank genome assembly